Messenger RNA from Acanthopagrus latus (yellowfin seabream), 2269 nucleotides. RefSeq names its product forkhead box protein D2-like. The record is from RefSeq and is a predicted model, not a curated record. Bases 624 to 1508 code for a protein of 294 amino acids. Gene Ontology annotation, biological process: regulation of transcription by RNA polymerase II; cell differentiation; anatomical structure morphogenesis. The transcript has a single exon. NCBI's taxonomy places the organism in Eukaryota, Metazoa, Chordata, Actinopteri, Spariformes, Sparidae. Gene Ontology annotation, molecular function: RNA polymerase II cis-regulatory region sequence-specific DNA binding; DNA-binding transcription factor activity, RNA polymerase II-specific.
UUAUUUUGUACUAUUAUGAAUGCAUGACUUAGUAAAUACUUAUUUUAUUUUCAUUGUGCAGUUAUAGUUUAUCUUAUCAGUGAUAUCCAGACAGUCAUUUUUGAGACAUUGUACUAAAAUUAAACAUAAUGAAGAAUCAGCUGAAGUAUAACUUAGAUUUAGUUUAAAUACGUGAAUCCUGCAUACAUCUUGGCAUAAUGGGUCUCAGUUGUGUCUUUGCUGCCUCGUUCAACAGUGGAAAAGUAGGCCACUUGUAUAAAACGAGAACCCUGACACAAUCAUUUUUCCCACAAUGAAAACGUGCCUUUCAAAUCUUCAUCUAUCACCCAAGAUACUUGAAUCAUAGGAUAAUUGAUAUUAUCCUCAGCAGUACCAUUCACAAUCUGUCCCUUUCAUUCAGAUGUUUUUGCUUCAGGUUGGUGUCUGCUGCUGUUGUGAUGAAGACAGACUGAGGAGGAGGAGGAGGAGGAGAAAGUUUAGAGUGGGAGGCAGAAAAGUCAAAGAUGCAGUCAGAUGCGCAACUUUUUUUUUUGUGAAUGAAAGGAGAGAAGGGGGUCUGCUCUGUCCCGGACAGGCGCUGAUCUCGCCUGCUGGGGCCGGCGUGCCACCGGACGCUCUGGGCCAUGACCUUGGGCGGCAAACUCAUGGACGGGUCGAUCACUGACGUUGGGGGACAGACAGACGUGAAGAAGACAUCUUUCUCAGUGUUUAAUGAGAGCAAUGUCGACUUUGAGCAGAGCGCGUCAUCCCUCGCUCCUGCAGACCGGGAGGAGGGAGACUUCACGGUCCGGCUACAGGAGGGUCCGGGCAGGAGAACCGCCUUUGUGAAGCCCCCGUACUCCUACAUCGCUCUCAUCACCAUGGCCAUCCUCCAGAGCCCGAAGAAGAGACUCACUCUCAGUGAGAUUUGUGAUUUCAUCAGCCAGCGCUUUGCGUAUUAUCGGGAGAAGUUCCCUGCGUGGCAAAACUCAAUCCGCCACAACUUGUCUCUGAAUGACUGCUUUGUCAAAAUGCCCCGGGAGCCCGGGAAUCCUGGGAAAGGGAAUUAUUGGACCCUGGAUCCCAUGUCGGCCGAUAUGUUUGAAAACGGGAGUUUCCUUCGGCGGAGGAAACGCUUCAAGAGGCAGCAUUUCUGUGUGGGCGCGCUGAAGGACUCCAGGGCGCAGGAGCGCAGCCUGAUGCCCGUCUUCCCGCUGCUCGGUGCGCACAGCGCGGGUCCUGAUUUAUACCACGACCUGGACAUAAGGAGCCGUUUGGGCUCCCAGUGUAUCGCACCUGUGAACAGCAUCAUACCUGCGCUCUCCUCGCUCCUCUCCAAGAAUUUCCCCUCUCGUCUUACAUUUGAACAUUUCGACCCGGGUCGCUGCGCCGCCGUCCCAUCUUUGGCCCCCGGCUCCUCGUUCAUGUCUCCCGUGUCGCUGCACGGAAUGAUUCCCAACUACCAUCACGUCUCCCACGUGUCCGGUUUCCCCGCUGGGAUCAUAAAAGUUUCGUCGAAUUCAAUUUGAUUUUUGAAGACGAAUUUACGGGAAUCUCAGAAUAAACUCACAUGGUACAGAAUGUAAAAGGUACGACAGUUUUUAAAGACGGCCUAAACCUGCGGACAGGCCGCCAUAUUUAGCGAGUUGUUUUCUUGAAGCAGAUGUUUUUUGGAUACGUGAUAUUUUACAGUGUUUUAAUAUGUUUGCAAUAAAACGUGAAUGAAUUUUAAAAAUCUGUGCAAUUUGAAUAAAAUAUGACGGGGUUUAUAAUUAUCAGACAUCAUCAAAUAAAAGUUACAUUUCUUUUAGAUUAUUGAUUUACUGUUUUAGGCCGACAUAUUUCUGUCUUGUUCUGACGGAAUUUGAGACGAGACAUCAGUGAAACGUGAAUUAAAGCGCAACACAAUGAAUAUUAAAGAAUCACAAAAGGAUCAAUAUCCUUUACAUAAUUGACUAAUUAUAGGGUGACAGGUUAAGAGCUGAGAGAGAGAUGGAGCUUUGUGUGGCAAAAUGUGGGGCCGUUUAUUUUGUAAGAUUAGAACGAUGGGGAAAAAAAAUAGCCUAAAUAAUGAAUUAAAAAUAAUUAAACCGACGUGAAAACACUUAACAAGUUACAUGUCCCUCAUAUCUCUGACUGUCUGGCUUUACAGAGAAAAGGAAAUUGUUCAGAUGUCAUGACAUCGCUGUUUAUUGUGAUUUGAGAAAAUAUCUGAGCACCAGCACAUUAUCUUUCUUCCUUCCUUUGUUAUUGACCCUGUGUGUGUGUGUGUGUGUGUGUGUGUGUGUGU